Penicillium daleae is the source of this 2094-nucleotide messenger RNA. RefSeq lists its product as uncharacterized. Bases 1 to 2094 code for a protein of 697 amino acids. Gene Ontology annotation, cellular component: rDNA heterochromatin; SHREC complex. The transcript has 4 exons. Lineage: Eukaryota; Fungi; Ascomycota; Eurotiomycetes; Eurotiales; Aspergillaceae. The record is from RefSeq and is a predicted model, not a curated record. Gene Ontology annotation, biological process: silent mating-type cassette heterochromatin formation.
AUGUCGAAUGACGGUGAGAUGUCGGAUGAUCCCAAUACGGUGAUCAUCCCCGUCGAGGACGAGAAAAGCGAUGGUGACAGAACCACCUGGCCGGCGAACGAUCAAGGUUCUCGGUUCGUCUACAGCCUACGCGAUGAUGAGGGUUGGCGCAUCGGUCUCGCCCAAAUGUGGGUAGAGAAGCAAAUGGGUGCUCCAGAAGACGACAUCAUGUACAUUCUGGAAAAGCUACCUGAAGGCUAUGUCCUGAUGGAUCGCCCACGAGGAGGAGGUACGGACAACAAGGUACGAGACUCGUUCCUGUUUGGGCACCCAAGUGGCAGAUACUUCCAGUCUCGUGUCACCUUUUUCGUGCAUUUCUACUGGUUGAUGACCGAUCGAGCGCAACCAUGCGAGUGUAAGCUCUGCGCCAAGCAACUCCAGUCAGGCUCCAGGCCAGUGGGAGAAUACAGACCCCGAAAGCGUGAGUCGCCUUUUCCCUAUAUCCAACCUUUCCCCCUCACCACUCAGAAUAUAGAUGCUUACCACCUCACCACCAUUUCAGGACGCACUAAAGCUGAGAUGGAGGCCGACAGGGCCAAAAUGUCGGGCAACGAAAACACCGCCGCGAGCGGAAGCGGAAGAUCCACCUCUUCCAAGCUACCUGGAGAUGAAGAGGGCCCUGAUUACUGGAAGAUCCAUAUCAUGGAUCUUAAGGAGAAGGGCACACUUGACGAGAAGAUCAACCACCCACUGAAUAUGGACUGGGUUUUCACACACAAGUACCUCGACGACUACUUCGUGCGUCUCACCCUCCAGCCAGCCUUUGUCCCCCGGCGCGGCGAAACCGUCCUCUGGACCCCUACCCUUGACGGCACUCUCGAAUACAACACGGAGACUCAAGCAUUCGAAGUACGCGCCAAAGACGGCAAGUGGCUCGGUAUGCCGGACUGGCGUGCCGGGGUUGUCACGCAAGUUUCCGAAGAGCAGUCAAGCUACCUCGACAUCACGCACCAGACCAAGAAGAAGCAGCCGAUCUCGUACUCUGGAUUCCGCGUCGAGACACUCCCCGACCCUCUUGAAGACGACAAGUCCUACUCGCUGCACUACAACCUGCUGCAUAAGGUUCGCUUCCAUGGAACCUGGCCAAAUGCCCGCAUCGACUGCAAGGGCAUUUUCAUUGGCACGGAGCUUAUUGCCAUCUCGGACGCAGCGCGCUUGAAGCCCUUCGGUAUGAAAGCCGAAGAUAUGGAAGACAACCAGGGCAAAGUCAAAAAGGGCCUUGGACUUACUGUCACCGACGUGAUGGUUGUUGAGCAGAUCUGGCUGCAACUCGACGACUGCAAUGCCGACCCGAAUGACGAGCAACUUGCAAAGAAAAUGGUCCCCUACAUUGCCGGCAAAGUGUACACUCGCGAUCCCCAGCGGCUUAACCGGAUUAUGCCAUUCGACGCCGAUCCCCUGGAGAAGCUCACUCCUCGAGAGGUCGACAAUGCCUUCUCGCAGGUGGGCAUGCGCGUGUAUGGCCGGUGGUACCGUGUUGCAGCGGGCAAGACUUGUGUCGUAUCGCCGGGCAUGAUUCUAGGCCGAUGCUACGAACCCGAGGCCACCUUCUUGAACUUCCGGACCUUUGAUAUCGACUACGACCUUCACGGUAUCCUAAGCGGCAGACGGUACUCGGUCCAGACUGACGCCCGCAUUCCGCCAGGCCUGGACUUUUUCUGGGGCGACAACCGCGUGGAAACCCUCGGUCUCGCAACCAUGAACGGAAUUGAUGUCGGAGUAGCCGCGGAACAGCGUGAUGACCCCGUGAGAUGGCAGGCUAUUCUUCGAAUUCUGCAGGGAAGUACAUCCGAGACCGACUACCGGCUGGCGGAUCUGGGAAUUUCAAAGCCACCUAGGGGCCGUCCGCGCGCGAAGAAGACCUUCAGUGAGGUCAGGAAGCUGAGCAAGCUCGUUAGCACCGGGCUGGGUGCAGUGACCGAGAACGAAGAUGCUGGAGAAGGGUCCGCGGGACCUGGGGCAAGUACUCCGUCGGAUAUGGAUCUCUCGGAGUCGGAGCUGAUAGCAUCGAUUCCAUUCCGGGAGCCAAGCGAGGGACCGGAGUACAAGCCUUGA